AUGGAGGGCUAUAUUCAUGGCCAUGAGUACCAUGAGGCCAAAGAGCCACAAAGAGGUCCCUCACGAUCAGUGACUGACCUUUUUUCUAAGUUGUAUUUUCUAGUCACUGGUGCCGGAGAUUGGACCAUAGUCAUCAUCGACGCGAUCCUCGAAAGGGGCGGGGAUGUUGAUUCAGUCGCGUAUUACCCCUUGGAUGUGACGGAUGACAAGACACUGGAUAAGAUGUUCUCCAAAUUUAUCCCAACCCUCCGCCAUUCCGUAAGAAGACUGGUCUCUGCUGCUGGAAUGGCUUGUUUGGGGUCGGCUGCUAUGUUUGAAGUGGCCAAAUUUCGGCAAGUGCUGGAUACCAAUACCACCUGGACAUUUCUCGUUGCUCAGGCGGCAGCCCAAGUGAUAAGGAAGGAUAAUGUUUCGACGUUUGACAGCCCGUGCUGGAACACUUCCAAUGCAGCUUCUCACCAACUGGCCCACUCUCUCAUGCCGUUGAUCCGAGUCAACACGCUGUCGUCUGGGAAUAUGCGGAAAUCACCUACUGAUAAAACACCAAGGAUACCGGGCUUGGAGUCAGCGUGGUCAAACGAGAACAUGUUGAACCGGUUGAGCACUCCGGGUGAGUAUCGGGUUCCGGUGGUCUUUCCGUUAGGUGAUGGCAGCAACUUUAUGACCAGUGCGGAUUUAAAGGUUGACGGAGGACAUUGCACGUGGUGA
Aspergillus ruber CBS 135680 is the source of this 708-nucleotide messenger RNA. RefSeq names its product NAD(P)-binding protein. Gene Ontology annotation, cellular component: intracellular anatomical structure. The record is from RefSeq and is a predicted model, not a curated record. NCBI's taxonomy places the organism in Eukaryota, Fungi, Ascomycota, Eurotiomycetes, Eurotiales, Aspergillaceae. Gene Ontology annotation, molecular function: oxidoreductase activity, acting on NAD(P)H, oxygen as acceptor. The coding region runs from base 1 to 708 and encodes 235 amino acids. The transcript is spliced from 5 exons.